This is a messenger RNA of Chroicocephalus ridibundus (black-headed gull), 390 nucleotides long. RefSeq names its product forkhead box protein D4-like. The coding region runs from base 1 to 390 and encodes 129 amino acids. Gene Ontology annotation, biological process: anatomical structure morphogenesis; regulation of transcription by RNA polymerase II; cell differentiation. The record is from RefSeq and is a predicted model, not a curated record. NCBI's taxonomy places the organism in Eukaryota, Metazoa, Chordata, Aves, Charadriiformes, Laridae. The transcript has 2 exons. Gene Ontology annotation, molecular function: RNA polymerase II cis-regulatory region sequence-specific DNA binding; DNA-binding transcription factor activity, RNA polymerase II-specific.
AUGGGGGACGCGGAGCCCGAGGAGCCGCAGGCGGCGGCGAGCAGCCCGGGCGCGACGGGGCCGCUGCAGAAACCGCCGUACUCCUACGUGGCGCUGAUCGCCAUGGCCAUCCGGGCCAGUCCCGAGCAGCGGCUGCCCCUCAGCGGCAUCUACGCCUACAUCGCCGGCCGCUUCCCCUACUACCGCGGCGGCCCCAAGGGCUGGCAGAACAGCGUCCGCCACAACCUCAGCCUCAACCCCUGCUUCCGCCGCCUGCCCCGCCGCCCCGGCCCCGCCGCCCCCCGCCGCGGCGGCGACUGGGCGCUGGACCCCGCUUUCCAGGACAUGUUCCCGGGGGGCGACUAUCGCCGACGCCGCCGACCGCGCCGACAGGAAAUGUGUAAAGAGUGA